Molecule: messenger RNA, 774 nt
Organism: Penicillium bovifimosum
Lineage: Eukaryota; Fungi; Ascomycota; Eurotiomycetes; Eurotiales; Aspergillaceae
Product: TBP family protein
Exons: 4
Coding region: 1-774 (257 amino acids)
Biological process (GO): DNA-templated transcription initiation
Molecular function (GO): RNA polymerase II general transcription initiation factor activity; DNA binding
Source: RefSeq, a predicted model, not a curated record
AUGGAUUCCCUUACCACCCAUCCCUCCAACGCGCAGCAGGCUCGUGCCUUCACUGCUACCUCAUCCUUGUCGUUCCCUGGUGGCGCAGGCGACCUGACCCCUCCGGUUUCUGUGUCGGAUGGUAUGGCCCAAGGUGGUCUGCAGGCUGGAGGAAAUCCCGUUAGCGGCACCGGGGUGACUCCCGCUUCUCCCGCUACCCCGGCCGCGACCCCUGGUGCUACUACUGGAAGCAGUGGCAUUGUCCCUACCUUGCAGAAUAUCGUUGCCACCGUCAACCUUGACUGUCGUCUGGAUCUCAAGACGAUCGCAUUGCACGCACGCAACGCCGAGUACAACCCAAAGCGUUUCGCUGCCGUGAUCAUGCGUAUUCGCGAGCCUAAGACUACUGCUCUGAUCUUCGCCUCUGGCAAGAUGGUCGUUACCGGUGCCAAGUCGGAGGAUGACUCCAAGCUGGCUUCUCGCAAGUACGCUCGUAUCAUCCAGAAGCUUGGCUUCAAUGCCAAGUUCACCGACUUCAAGAUCCAGAACAUCGUCGGUUCUUGCGACAUCAAGUUCCCCAUCCGUUUGGAGGGUUUGGCUUCUCGCCACCACAAUUUCAGCUCCUACGAGCCUGAAUUGUUCCCUGGUUUGAUCUAUCGCAUGAUGAAGCCCAAGAUCGUUCUUCUGAUCUUCGUCAGUGGCAAGAUUGUCCUGACUGGUGCUAAAGUCCGCGAAGAGAUAUACCAGGCUUUUGAAUUGAUCUAUCCUGUGCUCUCCGAUUUCCGCAAGGUUUAA